Penicillium subrubescens is the source of this 648-nucleotide messenger RNA. RefSeq names its product ankyrin repeat domain-containing protein. The coding region runs from base 1 to 648 and encodes 215 amino acids. The transcript has a single exon. Gene Ontology annotation, molecular function: protein binding. The record is from RefSeq and is a predicted model, not a curated record. Lineage: Eukaryota; Fungi; Ascomycota; Eurotiomycetes; Eurotiales; Aspergillaceae.
AUGGAAGAACCUGUCGUGAACGCGUAUGGCAAAAACGUCGGACGGCGUGUUUACGAAGAAUGUCGGGCCCAUCCGGCCUCACUCGCUGCCAAGGGUGGUCACGAGGAAAUGAUUAGAUUCAUGAUUGGACGGGGUGUCAAUGUGAACCUUAGAGACGGGGAUGGAUUCACGUUGCUGGCUUUUGCGUCUAUCUACGGGCACACCUCGCUCGCGCGCUUCCUGCUUAGCCAGGGUGCUCGCCAGAGAUUCAGCAGCCAUAUGAGCCACUACCCCUUACGGUUGGCUGUAUAUCAUGGGUAUGAAGAUCUUGUUGAUCUCCUUGUCGAGAAUUUGAAGCAGGGCUGGGCAGAUGGGUUUCUCGAGCAAAUUCAGGAUGCAGUCUGCGGCGCUGUAGUUGCAGGUCAAACUUCGAUGGUCCGAUAUCUGAUUGAGCACCAUAACGCGCCAGUGACCUUUGUUAUGUAUUAUGGCCAUCCGAUGACACCCCAUAUGCAGGCGGCCAGAGACGGGAGGGCUGAUAUGGUUCGAUUACUUCUUCAGCUCGGGGAUGAAGUCGAUGUUGGUUCAUCGCUCUCACCACGACUAGGGCAAUCUCCUCUUAGUCCUCUCGCAGAGGCUGCAAGGGGAAAUCAUGCGGAAGUCGCCUAG